AUGUCUGAACCCGAUUCAGCAGCAGCCACGGGCUCGCACGAGAACAGUCAUGCGUCGCCCGCCGUGAACCCUCACAGCUUCUUGGGCAUGCCGUCAGAGAUCCAAAAGGAUAUCAUCAAGCACUGUUGCCAGCACGACCUCAUCUGUCUCGCCCUUGUCUCCAAACACUGUCGAGAACUGGCCGCUUCCCAGCUGUAUCGCCAGUUCCACAUCGUUUUCCCUGACGAGGAUGAUCCGUCCUUCGACUCCCAAGGUAUUGAUGGACUGGCUGGCGGGCUGGAUACCUUCGUGACCAGCGACUACGACUAUGCGAAGCAUCUCAAAGAUCUUUCACUCGACACCCUUAGUGCCGGCAGCAAGGGGGAGGCUGCUUACAAGCCCUACCUCUUCAACACCAGCUGCGGAAAGUUUAUGAACACCCUUCUGCUUCUCACUCUGCGCAAAGCAAACAAGCUCGAGACUUUCAAGUGGAAUAUCCGCGUCGAGCUUAGCCGUCCCGUAUACGCCGCGCUACACGAUAUCAAGACCAUCGCAAACAUACACAUACGCAUGCAGGCAGGCCCGUCUUUAUAUGAAAAGCCGCCUCCGCUCCCUCAUGCCGUUCACCCACCGCCGGUCUUUGCUCCCGGCCAGCCGCCGGUACACUGGAUGCCUCAAGGCACUCAUCCGCCCCCGGUUCCUCCGCAGCAGGGUAUAGACUUAGGAUCACAGAUAACGACCGCUAAUUCGACCUUUAUGCCUGUCUACUUUGUUCAAGGCAGCCUUGUUCAAAGUCAACAGCCCCCUCAUCCACAUACCUUUGCUCAACAGCCUCCUCAUCCACAGGCUUUCCCUCAGCAGCCUCCACAUCAUCAGCCUCCCGCUCCCAAGCCCCCCUCCAAGACAAAAGCGCAGAAGCGACCUCACGUCCUCCCGGAACCCCCAACCCUAUCAGGAUUCAAAAACCUCAAGAGCCUCGCCGUUCUCGAUAUUGACACCCUGGAUAUUGUAACGGAAAUCAAAACCUGUGUUAGAAACUCGGCCGGGACCUUGACCAAGCUGAAACUGUCUUUUUCGGAUUUCCUCGCAUCACAGGCUCGGAAGCCGCCGGCCCCGGAAGUUGUUACGGACGAUAGUGAUGAGGAGGAGUUGUCCGUCUGGUCCAAUCCUGGCGUGGCCCCGAAUCCGCAACCCAGUAGUGCGGUCGAGAGUAGUGGAGCGAAGGCACACCGGGCUCAAGAGGAAAAGAAAACCCAGGAGUCCGUCUUGGGGCGUAUCUUCGAUGUCGAGCACUAUGUUGUCAAGAAACCACAGAAGGUUAAGUCAAAAGAAAAGACACCAGCCGAGGCAUUGAGCUCGGACCCUGGCCAAAACUUCAUCAAAAAUGUGAUGAAAGCGGCAGAGGUUCUCAUGAAGGAGAAGGGUGACAUGCGGCGGGAGGCUCUUGAUAUGAUCGAAACUGCCGCCAGUGCUUAUGUCGCUUCCUUAAAGACCAAGGAGAACGGGACCACGUCUGCGAGUUCCGAAUCUCAGUCCGCUCAGACCAAGGUUGAGGCAGAGGGCGAACCAAAUACUGCGGGAUUGGGAAGCGGUUCCAUGGGUUCUUCUGUCCCUACCAGACAAAAAAAAGAAGGUGACGAUUUCAGCCCGGAAGACAUCAAUAUUGAAGAUCCCGAGGGAGAACUCGAACUGGAUCCGGGAUCUCCAGGUCCCAAAAUUGAGGACACAGAGACUGUACCCGAGUCAUCACCUUCGCAAUCUCUGUCGUUGGCAACAGGCGGCCUUGACCCCGCUUCUGUCAAGAAGGCCGUGGCCAACUUGGUAGCGCAAAAGGUUAACUAUCAGACUUUGAUCAAAAAACUUGAGAUUUUUGAGGCACGAGCUAACGACCUUCGCAAGGAAACCGAAGAACUGCGCGAGCAAGACGGGCCUAUCGAUCGCGAACGUAUCGCUAGAACCGAGAAGGAGAUUACAGAGCUGAGCAACGGGAUCGAAAAAGCUAGGAGCGAGAUUAACGUGGUCGAGGCCGAGGUAGCCGAUUCGCAAAAGGAAAUCUAUGGUCUCCGCAACUCGGAUACCAUUGAGUCCCAGCGUCAGCGGAGGAGUGAAUAUGCACGAGCGACAAGGGGCUUGCCUCUUCAGUCACUCAGCAUCUACCUGGUUCCGGUCAAGCCUUCAGUCUUGGCCAAGGGCGUUGAUAUUCGGAUGCUCACUCGCAUCACUCUCCUCAAUGUCGGGCCGCAAGCACCGAUUUGGGCUUACUUCAAGAGCCAGAAUGAGGAAAAUCCUCUCCCGCUUUGCAAGAUCUUCACUGACAACAUCACGGAAAGUUUCUUGCAAUUUAUAUCCCAACUGAACCAGGUAACCGAGCUGUUCUUGCUCGAGAGAGACGCCAAAUACAAGCCCGAGAGCUUCGCAACCAAGACGAAGACGGUCAUUGACGAGAUUCGGCGACUGGCACUCAGAAAGCACAUGCCUCAUCUGCGGAAGCUCAUGAUCAAGAACUUGGCCAGUAAGGCAUGGGAUUUGAACGCCGAGGCCAUAAAGCUGUUGUGCAAGCGUGGCAAAAAUCUUGAAGAGCUUGCCUGCAGCAUGAGUAUGCGUUGUCUGCAUACUUUCAACCAAAACGCGCGCUUGCUCAUCAACCUUCACGCUCUUCACAUCAUUAGUCUCCGUUGCGAUGACCCGUGUCCCUCUCUUUCGCAAGAAGCGAAGAAGUUCCUAAUCGACAGCCUCUCGCAGCAUCCAUCGAGGAAGCUCGAAUGGAUUUCCAUCAACGACGGCGACGGCGUGGACCAUAUCAAGUUCCGCAAGCCGCCGUCCGCGGAAGAGAGGAAGAGGAGAAUGGCGGCCAAAAAGGCAAAGGGCAAGGCCAAGGCCACGGUGACCACCACCAGCAACGGGACAUCAAACAAUACCACCCAAUACCCGACGUUUCCUCCCCCGGAAAUCUGGGAUGGUGAAAGUAGUGCUGACGACUCCUAUGCGGAUGAGGAGUUGAAAACUUUCAUACCUUUCGAGCGGUUGGGGACUAUGCGCUUCUAUGAUGUGGAGGGGGUGAGGAUCUUCAAGAAGGAGGUUGUCAGUGGCCGUCUCUGA
Neurospora tetraspora is the source of this 3078-nucleotide messenger RNA. RefSeq lists its product as uncharacterized. The record is from RefSeq and is a predicted model, not a curated record. The transcript is spliced from 3 exons. NCBI's taxonomy places the organism in Eukaryota, Fungi, Ascomycota, Sordariomycetes, Sordariales, Sordariaceae. The coding region runs from base 1 to 3078 and encodes 1025 amino acids. Gene Ontology annotation, molecular function: protein binding.